AGAUUUUCUAGCAAAUAUAAGGAACAUCGUAUUAAACUGUGUAAUAUUUCAAAGUGAUUUCAAAAUGUCAGACAAAAAAUAAAUGGAAUUGGAUUUUCAGAAACCCCAUUUUAUUAUAUACAGUAUUAUCCCUGAAUUUUCUUAAUCUGUGUUUCAUAAAGUCUUGUCUAAUUUGUACAUGAUGGUAUUUUUGUAUUCUGUUUAGAUGCAUUGUGAUUUUUGUAAUUGAUGACAUUUAUUGUCUGUUGUCUGUUUAUACUGUAACAAAAAAAACUUGUUUAAUGUGAAAAUAAAAAUAACACUUGUUGGGUGAAUAUUACUUGAAGGAUAAUGGAUGCUGUCGGAUAAUGGACCUGACUUCAUCUCUGGUCCGAGGGAAUCAUGCAGUUAUCUGACGUCAUCUCCAUACAGUCGAACGCAUGAGCACGCGACCGAAUAAAAUCCACUCAGACAGCACUUUCACCAAUGUCUUUGUACGACAAAUAUGCAAUACUUUUAACGGAUAUGUCACUUUCUCAAUUUUGCUGAAAAUGUGUGGAGAGGCUGCAACUAAUUGAAAUAUCGGUGGGAAAAUUAUCGCUAUAUAAAAUGUUACAUUUUCAGACCGGAAACUACACUAUUUGAUUAUAGCUCUCUGGCUAUUUUUUGCCAUUGAUAGAAACUCCAGAGGGCGGGGUUUGUCUCGUGCUCGGACGGGAGAUCACAGACGCCAGAAGCAGGUCCGGUUGGUAAACCAGCAAGGGGCAUCCUUUUCUUUAAGGGUGUACUUCUGACUUGCCGUGAUGAAUUAAAAAGAUGCAUCGGACAAGAUUAUUGUACAAUCUCUGAGAAUUUGACAAUUUGCGUAUCCAAGCGACGCCCAGAUGAGUUGGCUCUACAUACUACACAUAGUGGCCUUUGUAAUGAUCUGACAGGUACUCUCUGUAAUGUUAGGCUAUAUAGCUGUGGGUUGUAAUAAUAUUUUCCUUUCAGUAUGCUAUGACUUAUGCGUAACAAAUAUGGUUACUACUAAACCCCUAAAUAAACAAAUAGCCUAGGCUAUAAGCUAAAUUUGUAAAAUAAUAUUUGGUGAGUGGCUUUUGUGCAACGCCAGGCGUGGCUGCACCUUGAUGUUAUGAGUUAAUUAUUCAUCUCUACUGUGACUUCUUGGGAUGCAUAGCCUAUACACGCAAUAUCAAAAAUCAGUAACUGUAUGGUGGAACGCAAUAUAGCUGCAAGGGUGGGUAGGCUAUAUAAAACUAUAUUUCCCCCACUAGACAAGCCCUGCGCCAACAGAUAAGCCUGUCUGCAGCUCCUCUCUAGACAAUACACCAACCCAGGGCAUCUGCUGAUUCUCUCGGAUUUUGGCGAGCACUAGUUGCAGAUCCAGCAAAUAAAAACAUCGCUGGUACCCCAGAGUUUUCAUGUUAUAUAGUAUAAUAGCGCUCGAAGCGUCUUAUAUAUUUUUCAGAAUAAUUAACAAGUAUCCAUUCGUAGAAAGUAGUGUGUUUUCGCCAGCGGAUCAGUUUUUAUUGAUCCGACUAGGAGUGGAUAGGAACGUUAACGCAUCGUCUGCCAAUCAGCUUCACGGUUGUGGAAUCAGCAUCUCGCCUGUUCCGGUGCGAUACGUUGUAUUUUAUUAUACGAUUACGUUGUCCUUCAUCUACGGAGUCAGAAGGUGAAUUUUACUCGGGGACGUGGGGUGUGCUUAUGAAUCGUUGUGUAUUAGCCUACAUUUUUAUGUUUAGGUGAUGUUAAAAAGGAAAGAAUUAAUGAGAGUUUACGCUUUAAGGCGUUUUGGUUAUUGGAUGGACGUAUCUUCAAAGUGUACAUUUGAAAGUGGAGGCAAAUUGUAAGAACUUAUAACAGCGUAAAUGUGCACUCCCUUGUAUAUUCCUUUGGCUAGUCCUCCUUGAAAUGGAGUAUUCACUGAUGUGAUUUCGCUGUCUUCGUCCUAAAACCUCGUUAUUUCUCAAACGCACCAUGAACUCCCAUUAUGGACAUACUGGUUUUAAUUUCUCUCUGUGGCCGGGGAAGCGGCUGUAUACGCUCUCGGGUUUAGGGCAAAACGCUGACCACCCAUCCUCUCAGAUUUACUGAUCUCACUGUGGAUCCUUGAAUUACAAAACGGGUCAGGGCACGUGUUGCCAUGGAUACGAGCUGGCUGGCACUGCAGGUGGAGAGGGUGGAGCGGAGUGUGGCAUUCCUGAGGCAGGAUCAGCUGGCACUGCUGGAGGGCCUACAUGUGGAGAUACUGUCCCUGCAGAAACGCUGCACUGAUCUGACCUGUGAGUUGGAACUACAGCCCCCACGACGCACCCUGGCAGAGGUGGAGGCAGAGGAGGAGUUCCUGAUCGGGAGGUGUCAGGAGGUGGAGAUGCGGCUGGAGGAGGAGCAGUGGACGGUGGGGGAGCUGCAGCAGGAGCUGAGCCAGAAGGGGGCGCUGGUGAGGGCGCUGCGCUGCAGCCUGCGGGACGAGGAGCGGCGCUUCCUGCAGGAGCUGAAGCAGCGCAGCCACAGGAGCGCCGAGCUGCGCGCGCAGCUGCGCGUCCAGACCGAGGCCGCCGCCUACCUGGCCUUCCAGCUGCACUCCGCCCGCCACCACCUGCACCACCAGCACCUGCAGUGGCCGCCGCCCCCGGCCCCGCCCCCGGCCCUGGCCACUCCCCCGGCUCCGCCCCCAGCCCUGGCCACGCCCCCGGCACAGCGCCACGCCCUCCGUGCAGAGAGAGCCAGGGAGUGCGUGCCCCGUGAGAGGGUGACCGCCCCGGAGGACCCCACCCCCAUGCCGGACCCCGCCCUCUUCCUCCACCCUCGCAGGGGCAGGCCCCGCCCCCCGGCCGAGCAGACGGACGGGCAGGAGGAAGGGGAGGGGGAAGGGGAGGAGGACGGCGUGACGGGGGAAGGGUGCAGUGGCAGUCGGUUGGACACAGCCUGCGCAGCGAUGUGUCAUCAGCCUGCGUCGCGGAACUACGCCAACGAGUCAUCACCGGGGGACGUGGACACCCCUGAGUUAUAAACCAAACACCGGCAGGGUUCUGCUUCGUGUUUCCACGGUUUUUUUUCUUUAGAAAUAAGGAAGCUGCUCCGGCCUGGUUCCUGUUCUGAAUGUGAAACAUCUCUUAAAGGGACAUUUCACUUUCUGAGGCUGCUUGAUGUUAUUUGAUUGGCCCAGACAGUUUUUAUGUGCAAUGAACAAUACUUUCGAUACUUACACAUAUCAGUGACCCCCAGCCUGCUUUACAGUGGCUGGUAUAGGGAAUCUGUGUGUUUGUGAACUCUACCAUAUGAACAGAUUAAUCGUACAGCAUUCAUUCACAACAGUAAACAUAAAUAUUUGUUUUAUGUGAUGCUGGUACUUCUUUUUUUGAGCACAGCAGUCUCAGGACGCACGCACCAUAGGAAACUGUUCCAACCAAAAGAAAGAUUAAACUUUAAUUUUUGAAGACUAAUUGGGUAAUCCAGACUUAAAAUUUGUGGGUGUAUAAUGUCACUGUGCAAGCUACUCUGGAGUCACUUUAAGUAUAUUUUAUUGGUUUAUACCCCAAACCCCUGAAUGGCCCUAUGACAGCCAUUGUACAGUCGGCAGGUCAUCGCAAACCGUUCUGAAUAUCUAAGAAGCUGUCCAUCAUGCACAAAAAACUGUCUGGGGCCAGUUUGAAAACACCGAAACUGAAAUGCUAUCAAAAAACUCAGAAAGUGAACUAUUUCAUCACCGUCAGGCAAACCCUUCCUCUGUCAUCAUCACAUGCAUCAUGACCAUCAUCUUCAUCAUCGGUACCGUCGUCAAUGUAGUUUACACCCGUGCUGCAGCUAGGUGUAUACUACUGUCUUUGUUCAGGUUAAUAACGUAAUUGUUAUAAAACUCCUUUGUUUCUCUGUUGUCAUUAAUUAAUUUUUUUAAUGGAGGACAGAGCUAGUGAGGCCAGUAGUUAGUAGAUUUGAAAUAUAUCCUCUGUAGAAAUUCUCCACUGUAUGAACAUUAAGAUGGAGAGAGCUGGAUUGAGGCAUUACAGUGGGUUUGUCUCAGCUCGGGAGAAUAACAUAGAAUGCCAUUGAAUGGCAAAGCAACAGGCGCCAUCAAGUGGUGGGGUGAUGGAAUUGCACUCUAUUACAGUACUAGGGAAUGUGUGUUUUGUGUAUGUUAAAUGGUAUAAAAUGGCUAUGCCAUAAAACAUAAGCCUCCUAUCUUUAAUAGACCGUAUAUACAAGUAAUACAACAGAUAAAGACGUGUAUCUGAUAUUGUAGCAAAGAGCUUUUUAGUGUGUGAUUAUUUAAUGGCUGGUAUUCAAAUGUAAUUAUUUUAGAGAAUGCUUAGAUAAGUAAUGAAAUGUAUUCACCUUAAUAUUUUACUUGCAAUUACAAAUUUGAGCCUUACCAGAGAAAUGUGUACUCCGGUCGAAAAUACCCAGCAGUGACUCCCAUCACGAUAAAUCUCACUGUGACUUUUACUCUGGUUAACCUCACAGUCCCUGUUUUGCUGAAAUCAGAUACAACAUCAUCCAUGUUGGGUCAAUGUUGGGUUACUGAAAUUACUGGUCCAGCUUUGUGAGAGACGCAUUGCAUACAGUAGCUUCACAUUGGGCUUGUUACAUCGUCACAUCUCUCAGCAAGACAGAUCAGUGGAAAACAAACUGUCCGACAUAAUUCACAUUUCUAAUUUAAAAAUGUUUCCGUUGAUGGUCGUCGUCUGAAAGCCGAACAGUUUGUCCGUCUCUGAAUGGACAGGGGGCUGUUGGCAGGCUGCUCGACUGUUGAGGCAGUGGAGAGGUUCUCUUGCGUGUUGUAAGCUGAGAUGACCUUGAGCCUGCAGAUGUUGUCAUCCAAGGAACGUUGGGCCUCUGCUCUUCAAGUACAUCACUGGCAGGGGGCAACCGAACUACCCACCUACCCCGUAAACUACAGUCUGCUGGUAGCUGAAUGGCCAGACCUUGUUUUGAGUGGGUCAGAGCUGGAUAAUGGUCGUUUCCCCACAAGAAAGGGAAGAUUGACUUGUUCAAUUUCAUAUGCAUUAAGAUGGUUGGGUGUAAGAUUUCUAUACUUCUCUGCAGUACAUUGUUGUAUUGUAUUUUAAAUGCUAUUUCCAUAUUGCAAAGGGUAUUUCCAAUUUGGUAAUUUUAAUACAGUGGAAAGUCAGUUCAAUGCUCGAACACUUAAUCAGAAAUAAGACUGAGUUGGAUUUCAUGUUACAUUUUGUCUGGGAGUGUACUGUAACGUUUCUCGUUUAUAGGCCUAUAUGUUUUUUUUAUUUUCCAACUUGAGUGAAAGACCUUGAUUUUGUUAAAUUUUCCUCAGGCGUAUGUUCGGCCGGUUUUAGCUGUGGCAAUGCCGUCUCUUAGAUAUUACUGGAAUUUUGCUUUUAACCGAAACAGAAGUCGGCAGCUGCUACGUUCGUUAAAAUACUUGUAUUUCUUAAUUUUAAGUAAAAAAUGACCACCGAAAUCAGUGGGAGACUGUUCUAACAUCACGCAAAUGGCGUUAAAUGCCUGUUCGCACUUUCUAGCAAUAACGUACUCUUUUAGACACAAAUUAUGCAGUGACUUCAGGGAUCUCUGAUCCGGUGAUCCUUUUCUGAUUCACACCCAGUUCAUUUGGUGUGUUAUCCUAGACCGAGUCUCCCUAAACCCGUCAGUGCCGCACCUACUGUGGUUUCUCAACAUACAUCUUGCAACUGUAUACUUAUUUGAAUAAAUUUGAAAAUUAACUAAA
Messenger RNA from Anguilla anguilla (European eel), 5689 nucleotides. RefSeq names its product coiled-coil domain-containing protein 92-like. The coding region runs from base 2129 to 2998 and encodes 289 amino acids. Lineage: Eukaryota; Metazoa; Chordata; Actinopteri; Anguilliformes; Anguillidae. The transcript has 4 exons. The record is from RefSeq and is a predicted model, not a curated record.